AAGGAGGAGAAAAUCCGCAUUCUGAAACAACGCCUCGUCGAGUGGGAGGCUACGCACAAGGGUGGCGAACUGAACGGCGCCAACAGCACCACCAAUGGCAUAUCCUUGGCGAUGGCCACACACCAGCCGUUGGCGAGCGUCAAUUCUUUGCCCGGCGGUGGUAUGGCUGCCGCGGGUUCGGGUUCGGGUUCCACUAACAAUUCACUCAAUCUACAGGCAACGACGUCCUCCUCACAACAUAACACACCUGCCGCCACAUUAGCGAUAACACAAGAUACACAUGAUCAUCAUACAUGAAAAAACGCGUCAAUUUCCUUUUCGUGAUAAGUAAAAUAUAUGUAAAUUAGAGUAAUGUAAUAAAGAUAAACGACAACCAAUGCAUAGCUACAUACAUACAUACAUACGUCGUUGUACAAAUUCUACUGGCAAUUAGUAAAAUUUAAAUGUAAGAGUAAGUAUGUAAGUAUGUACUUAUGAUAAGAAGUAGUAAAAGCAAUUAUAUGAAAUGCUGAUUGAUGUACAUAUGUGUGUACAUAAUUUUAAGUCAUAACAGUGUAAACUGAAAUAACUAAUACACAAACUCUUACUACAAAAAUUAGUUAAAUUUAUCAAAUGUUUAAAUGAGUAUCAAGUAUUGAAAGUGUGCAUGUAGUUAAGCGAGUGAAAGUUAUUCUAAUUUGUUGGCGAAAAUUUGUUUUUUUUUUUUUGUUUUCUAGUAUAUGUUUUAUUUACAAAGUA
Rhagoletis zephyria (snowberry fruit fly) is the source of this 738-nucleotide messenger RNA. RefSeq lists its product as uncharacterized. The record is from RefSeq and is a predicted model, not a curated record. Lineage: Eukaryota; Metazoa; Arthropoda; Insecta; Diptera; Tephritidae.